Pelobates cultripes (western spadefoot toad) is the source of this 4269-nucleotide messenger RNA. NCBI's taxonomy places the organism in Eukaryota, Metazoa, Chordata, Amphibia, Anura, Pelobatidae. The record is from the annotation of a GenBank genome assembly.
UGUCAGUAUAAAUAUCUGACACAAUCAAUAAGAUACUUCAUAGUCCCAGUUCUGAUUAUUUUUCCUAAAUAUGGUAAGCUUAAAUAACUUACAGCAACAGAUUUUCUUUAACUCCCAGUACAUUUCUUUCAGAUUUUUCCAGCAGUAAAAGUUAUCAAGAAGGAACUGAAAAGAACAGAAAUACAGUAAGCAAGACUAUGAAGAAAUCAUUCAAUACAAGAACCAAAAAUUCCAACUCUAAAAACUCAAGAAAUCUUUUACAAUCGAAUAUGUCUACAGAUAAAAUAGUAAAGAGAAAAUCAAAGCUUUUCCCCUGUACUGAAUGUGAAAAAUGUUAUAACAAUCACUCAAGUCUUGUUGUGCACAUGAGAACUCACACAGGGGAGAAACCGUUCUCAUGUACGGAAUGUGGAAAAUGUUUUAUCUGUAAAUCACAUCUUGUUAGACACAAGAGAACUCACACAGGAGAGAAACCGUUCUCAUGUAUGGAAUGUGGAAAAUGUUUUAUCUUUAAAUCUCAACUUGUUGUGCACAAGAGAACUCACACAGGAGAGAAACCGUUCUCAUGUAUGGAAUGUGGAAAAUGUUUUAUCUAUAAAUCUCAACUUGUUGUGCACAUGAGAACUCACACAGGAGAGAAACUGUUCUCAUGUUCAGAAUGUGAAAAAUAUUUUGUCUGUAACUCCGUUCUUGUUAUCCAUCAGAGAAUUCACACAGGAGAGAAACCAUUCUCAUGUUCAGAAUGUGGGAAAUGUUUUAGCAGUCGCUCAACUCUUGUUUUGCACAAGAGAACUCACACAGGAGAGAAACCGUUCUCAUGUACGGAAUGUGGAAAAUGUUUUUUCUGUAAGUCACAUCUUGUUGAGCACAAGAGAAUUCACACAGGAGAGAAACCGUUCUCAUGUACGGAAUGUGGAAAAUGUUUUGGCAGUAAAUCAAGUCUUGUUGAACACCAGAGAAUUCACACAGGAGAGAAACCUUUCUCAUGUUCAGAAUGUGGGAAAUGUUUUGGCAGUAAAUCAAGUCUUGUUGAACACCAGAGAAUUCACACAGGAGAGAAACCUUUCUCAUGUUCAGAAUGUGGGAAAUGUUUAAGCAGUAAAUCAAGUCUUGUUGAACACCAGAGAAUUCACACAGGAGAGAAACCUUUCUCGUGUUCAGAAUGUGGGAAAUGUUUUGUUAGUAAAUCAGAUCUUAACAAACACCAGAGAACUCACACAGGAGAGAAACCGUUCUCAUGUACGGAAUGUGGAAAAUGUUUUAUCCGUAAAUCACAACUUGUAAGCCACACCAUAACUCACACAGGAGAGAAACCGUUCUCAUGUUCUGACUGUGGGAAAUGUUUUGUUAGUAAAUCAGAGUUUAACAAACAUCAGAGAACUCACACAGGAGAGAAGCCUUUCUCGUGUUCAGAAUGUGGGAAAUGUUUAAGCAGUAAAUCAAGUCUUGUAGAACAUCAGAGAAGUCACACAGGAAAGAAACCUUUCUCGUGUUCAGAAUGUGGGAAAUGUUUUGUUAGUAAAUCAGCGCUUAACAAACACCAGCGAACUCACACAGGAGAGAAGCCUUUCUCGUGUUCUGAAUGUGGGAAAUGUUUAAGCAGUAAAUCACGUCUUGUUGAACACCAGAGAAUUCACACAGGAGAGAAACCGUUCUCAUGUUCUGAAUGUGGGAAAUGUUUUAGCAGUAAAUCAUGUCUUGUUGUACACCAGAGAAUUCACACAGGAGAGAAACCGUUCUCAUGUUCUGAAUGUGGGAAAUGUUUUAGCAGUAAAUCACAUCUUGUUGAACACCACAGAAUUCACACAGGAGAGAAACCGUUCUCAUGUUCAGAAUGUGGGAAAUGUUUAAGCAGUAAAUCAAGUCUUGUUGAACACCAGAGAAUUCACACAGGAGAGAAACCUUUCUCGUGUUCAGAAUGUGGGAAAUGUUUUGUUAGUAAAUCAGAUCUUAACAAACACCAGAGAACUCACACAGGAGAGGAGAAACCUUUCUCAUGUUCUGAAUGUGGGAAAUGUUUUAGCACUAAAUCAUGUCUUGUUGAACACCAGAGAACACACACAGGAGAGAAACCGUUCUCAUGUACGGAAUGUGGAAAAUGUUUUAACCGUAAAUCACAUCUUGUUGAACACCAGAGAACACACACAGGAGAGAAACCGUUUUUAUGUAUGGAAUGCGGAAAAUCUUUUAGCCAUAAAUCAAUACUUGUAAGCCACAACAGAACUCACACAGGAGAGAAACCGUUCUCAUGUUCUGAAUGUGGGAAAUGUUUUAGCAGUAAACCAAGUCUUGUUGAACACCAGAGAAUUCAUACAGGAGAGUAACCUUUCUCAUGUUCAGAAUAUGGGAAAUGUUUUAGCCUGCAUUCGUGUCUUGUUGAUCACCAGAGAACUCACACAGAAGAGAAACCGUUCUCAUGUACGGAAUGUGGAAAAUAUUUUAUCCGUAAUUCACAUCUUGUAAGACACAACAGAACUCACACAAGAGAGAAACCUUUCUCAUGUUCAGAAUGUGGGAAAUGUUUUGGUUUUAAAUCAGAUCUUGUUGCUCACAAGAGAGCUCACACAGGUUUAUUGUCACGUUAACCACCAUUGUGCCCUUAUUGCUUUUAAUAGAUUGAAGAAAUACAAACAUAAAAAAAACACUUUUAAACUAACUUCUCAUUUUUAAAGGGAAUUUGUUUCUUGGAAUGAACAGAACAGAUCUAUUUAGCAGUUUUUUCAUUCACUUUUGUCGAUGAGUAAAAGAUUUUUCAAGUGAAAAUAAAAAACAUGUAUUUUUUUCAAUUUUUUUAUCAUAUUUUUUUUUAAAUUAAAUUACAUGAGAUUAAAUAAAUAAUGCUAUAUAAAGAAAGCCCAUUUUGUCCUAAAAAAAAACAAAAAACAAUAUAUAAUUUGUAUGGGAACAUUAAAUGAGAGAGAGGAAAAUUACAACUAAACACAAACACCACAAAAGUAUAAAAAGAGGCCUGGUCGCAAAUGUACAACAUUGCAAAAACAGUCUGGUACUUAAGGGGUUAAAUAAAGAAUUUUAAUAAAAAUUGUUUGUCAUAUAAGUAAUAACUAUAAGAAAUAACAAGUCAUGGCUCUAUCUAUUUGUCAAGUUUUAGUCUAAAUAAUAACAAAUCAUGUCAUAAAAAAUGUUAAUAUUUUAGAUGCACCACUAGUAUUCAUAAAAAGGAGAGUUAAGGUGGAUUUAACCUAUUCCCUUGCCCAGGAUGUAGACCAGCAGCUAUCAUUUUCUACAUGGGCUGGGGUCAUUUUCGAGUUAUACUGUAUGUUUGUAUUGUACUGUAAUUCAAUGUUACUGCUAAAAUUUGUUAUAGUUUGUUACUAUAUUUUCUUUUGUAGUAAAUUGAUGUUUAAUAUUAAACAUUUUUUUGUAUAUUGUAUGGACAUACUUGACCAUAAUAUCAAGUGUUACAGUUGCCUCCAGGCUGGCUGGAGGUUGGACCAUAGAAAGGAUGCUCCUAGUGCUCACCAAAGGACCAUUAGCACCAUAAAUACCAUAACUACUGCGUAGACACCAUAAGUAUUGCAGACUCCACGAACCGCUGCUGCUGGGCUAGGAUCUCACCGUCUGCUAUUCAACCUGGACCUACGACCAGGUUCCAGUAGGUGAACCGCUUCCUUCUGUAGAGCAAAGCUGAAUCGGGAACAAGAGCUCAGUAGCUAAGGGAGUAUGAAGAGCACAGCAAUCAAGAUAUCAGUGCUUAGUAUAUAUUCCCUUAUAGUCCAAAAGAGGGAAACCGCUUAAACUGCAGCAUUAUUACAAUAAAUGUUAGAGUUCUAAUGUCAAUUAAUGGAAGGAUAUGUCCACAUAUAAUCUGGAAUUUUAACUGUUUGCCAAAUCUUGUAGUUGAAGUCUGUGUCCUUCAGUGUAACUUUAUGUCCCACUUUAAAUCAAAAAGACACUGACAUAGCGUAAUACUUUUAGAAAAUGUAUUCCUUUUUGAUACAUAAAAAAACCCCAUAAGAGAAACCCUUACAUGAUCUUGUGGUGGAAAGCAUGAGUGUUACAAUGUACAAGCCAGAGUUGAUGUUGUUACCACUCCAUUGAUAGUUGCCUGCACACUGGUCCUGUGCACUCGGACCGAUGUCUACCCUGGAGCGCCGGCUGUCAUGUACUGCUGUACUUGCCUUCACAAAUUCAAAUACAGAAAUCCCGCCAAACAUGAUCUACGCGUUUUGCCCGUUAGAUCGGGCUUUUUCAAUCUAAUUAUAUUUCUCAGGUGUAUAACAUAUUCUUAAUUGUCUACUCAUAUGAGAC